Myotis lucifugus (little brown bat) is the source of this 1005-nucleotide messenger RNA. It is a transcript of the gene RWDD3, whose product is annotated as RWD domain containing 3. The transcript has 3 exons. The record is from RefSeq and is a predicted model, not a curated record. Gene Ontology annotation, molecular function: protein binding. Gene Ontology annotation, biological process: positive regulation of hypoxia-inducible factor-1alpha signaling pathway; positive regulation of protein sumoylation. NCBI's taxonomy places the organism in Eukaryota, Metazoa, Chordata, Mammalia, Chiroptera, Vespertilionidae. The annotation marks the transcript as partial.
GCACCGACACGGGAAACAGGUGCUCCCCGGCCGGUGUUGCGUUGCCAUGGGUGCCGUGCGGCUAACAGGUGUCUUCGGUGCCUUCCAGGGACCCAGGGCGCCGUGUGCAGAGUCCUCACCAAAGCCGAAGGCCCGUCGGGGGCGGACACCCCCCUGGAGCUGGUGUUCCACUUACCGGCCGGCUACCCCGCGUGCCUGCCGGGCGUCUCCGUCGGCUCCGAGCGCCUGACCAGGGCCCAGUGCGCGGCCGUGAAGGACAAGCUGCUGGAGCAGGCACAGGGCUUCCUGCCGGAACCGAUGGUCCACCAGUUGGUUGUCUGGGUCCAGCAGAACCUCCGGCACCUCCUCGCCGCGCCGGGGUCGGGAGCUGGCCCUGGCACGUGCCCUGCGGCGAGCGCCACGGAGGCCGAGGGGCCGUGGAUGACCCUCCUGCACUUGGACCACAUGAGAGCGAAGACCAGAUACGUGCGGACGGUGCGGCAGUGGGCCUCCGCCCUGGGGCUGACGGGGAGGCUCAUGUUCAUGGGCAGAGUCAUCCUGCUCCUACUGCAAGGGCACAGGGACCGCGUCAAGGAGUACCUGGUGCUUCAGAAAACCUCCAAGGUCGACGUGGACUCGAGUGGGAAGAAGUGCCGAGAGAGGAUGGCCAGCGUGCUGUGGGAGGCCAGGGCGCAGCCGGGACACGCCAGGUUCCUGGCAUUUGAAGUCAAAGAGUUUUCAUCGCUGGACGAGCUGCGGAAGGAGUUUGAAACCGCGGGACUGGAGGCCCUGUUCCCCGAGUGCGUCCUCGGGCUGGUGAAGUGAAGCGGGAGACGGGGUUUGUUGUUAAACAGCUGCGUUCGUUCAUUUCUGUUGUUGGAUUUGCAUUGGAUUUUGGGGGUGGACAACUGGAAGGACUCAUAAAGGAAUGAUUGUAAAGUGUCUGUGAGGCAAAAUGGGAGAUACCAUCCUGCCUUCAGGAACAAAAGCCGAUUCUGUUCGUGGAAUAUUACACAGUAAACACAC